AUGAAUAACCAAUCUUUCCGCGAUUUGCUCAACAAAGAUGCGCAAUCCUCUGGCGCACCAGCAUCUGCCUUGGGCACCAAAAAGACGACACUCGUUCCCACAACAUCACGAACCGCUCAAACGAGUUUGAAUAGCACAGAGUUUGCGCGACAAGUGCGAGAACGACACGCUGGCCUGCAGCCGUCCAAAAAGUUCAAGUCGUCGGUGCCCAUGGGCAGCAAAAUAGCGGCUGGCUACACUGACCGUGCCAAAAUCCGAGCCGAAGCUGAGAGGCGCGAUGAAGAAGAGAAGAUCGCGCGGGUCAAAGCAUUGGAAAAGCAAGUCAAGCUAGGCAGCUUAAGUCGCCAGGAUUUCGAAUCACUCAGCGAGAAAAUAAUGGGCAUCGAUUCGUCGCAGAAGGUGCCAGUCAAAGGCCUAGAUAAGGAGCUGCUGGCGCGCGCUAGAAGAGGGGAAUCAGAACUUGUCGACAGAGCAGGCGAGGAUCAAACACCAGCUAUUCUGGACGUUGAUGCCGAGCUUGACAAACUUGGCGAAGCUGAUGUGGUAGCACCAGAACGAGUGAACAGUGAGAAAGUAGGCAUUCGAGCGCCAAUCCAGGUCGCUGGCGUCAAACGCUCUCGAGACGAGAUCAUGGCCGAGCUCAAAGCCAAGCGGCAAGCAAUUGCAGAAGAAAAGGCAAGAGACAAACCCACGUUUGAUCACCGAUGGCGCAAGGUGGGCGAGCAGGCAAAGCCGCGGAUCGAAAUUGAUAAAAAAGGAAGAGAAGUUCUCGUGACCGUGGACGAGGAUGGUAUCGUAAAGCGCAUGGUCAGAAAGAAGCCAGCAACUGCACAGGGCGAAGAUACGGACGUUGUGGACAAGACCAAGCCUGUGCUUGGUGCGGAUUUUGUCAUACGAGAUAGGAUGCCGGUCACUACGAAAAAUACUACUGAUAGUGAGGAUGACGAUGAUAUCUUUGCUGGUGCAGGGACCGACUACAAUCCCCUCGGUGAAGAGGUAGACGACGAUGCGACGCACGAUGACACGCAAACGACGAUUCAACGCAACUAUUUUGGAGAUCGCAAUGACAUACCUGAGGAACGGGAAGCCCCCCGCCUCGAGAUGAUCGAGAACAUUAUCAAAAAGGCGGCCAAUGUCGGACUUGCGCGCGCUGUUGAAACGACGGACGAGGAAAAGCUUCGGGAUGAAAAACGAGCUAAACUACUCGCUCGCGACCGUGAUCUGGACGACAUGGAUCUCGGGUUCGGUGACAGCAGGUUCGACGACUUUGAGGAUGGCGAAGAGAGCACAAAGUCGCGCCUUUCCGAGUGGAAGGAGUCUGGCCCAAGCGGCGGCGAUUCAAAAAGGGGCAAGGAUAUCUCGGCGAGGAAGCGCAAGCCGAAGAAAAGGAAAGGUGACGUUAAUAACAUGGACGAUAUCAUGCGCGUCCUCGAGGGACGCAGGGCUGCGAAACCCAAGUGAUCCGACCCCUCACGUGACCAUGAGCGAAUGCCGACGUUGCGUUGGUUUCACAUCCAAGGGCGAUGCGAAGCGCGCCGCCGAAGAGCUUGGACUUUUUGGUAAUGUUUCCGUGACGGUUUUCCUGCAAAGGGCGUUUUAUUUUUACAAGCACCGAGGCAAUGCCGGAUGGACUUUGCGGCUCCUCCCGGGCGCUUAUCAGGCGCCAGACCAGCCCAGCCGGCCGCGUCCCGAACAUCAUCAGACCAAAGACAUCUCGGUAAGUCUCGAUCUGGCAGUGCGUGAACUCGAACAGGACUCGAAGUGUCCCGAUAAGCUUUGCAAGCGUGUGUAUUCAUAGCGGCUUUGUUUCACGAUGUUGUCUACGCCGCAAUAUUGCAUCUCUAUUGAUAUCCAGCAACGAAGACAACAUUAUAUGAUCUUGUCGUGCCGGCAAAGAAGUAGGUUGUGAUGAAU
This is a messenger RNA of Dissoconium aciculare CBS 342.82, 1914 nucleotides long. RefSeq lists its product as uncharacterized. The transcript is spliced from 2 exons. Gene Ontology annotation, cellular component: nucleus. Bases 1 to 1461 code for a protein of 486 amino acids. Gene Ontology annotation, biological process: mRNA splicing, via spliceosome. The record is from RefSeq and is a predicted model, not a curated record. NCBI's taxonomy places the organism in Eukaryota, Fungi, Ascomycota, Dothideomycetes, Mycosphaerellales, Dissoconiaceae.